AUGUUCGGUCUAUUCUCUUCUCUCAGUGCCUGUACUGUAUCACUUGUGUUUCCAGUGAUUGCAUCGUACAAAGCACUCGCUGCUAACGACCUCUCGCUACUUCGACCUUGGCUCAUGUACUGGAUCGUUUUGGGAGUAGGUCUCUCCUUUGAGGCAAUGUUCGAACCAUUACUCCGCUUGGUCCCCCUAUAUGGCUACCUGCGAUUCUUCACCCUGCUCUGGCUGGUACUGCCGCAGACUAAAGGUGCUAUUUUCCUGUAUACGAGCUACUUUGAGCCAUGGCUGGAUCAGCACAAUGGAGCUCUGGACGCGUUUGCCGUCAACGCAUACAUUAGAGUACGCAAUAUCGUUGCGCACUAUCUCAAUUCCUACUUGGGCUUCUCAAUUGCUAUGACUGAGCUGUCAGGCUCUGACCAAACUGCUCCCGACCAGCAAGUGUUGUCGAUAUCGCAAUCGCUAUACUCCCGCUUCAGCCUUCCAGUACCUUCAGACUACAAGCUGGGGGCUUUUCUUGCCAAUUGGAAGUCUCCGCCAAAGGCCCCCAAGGCGUACCAGGAAAAGUACAGCAAGCUACUUGAGUUGGCUGCAUCUCUGGAGAAAUUGAGGGAUGAUGGGCUGGACAGUGACGGCUACGAUGUGAUUGACUCGUCGGCUGUCUCUACUGGACUACCUGCUAGUCCAAACACAGAGGCAAAGCGUAGAGGCUGGUGGUGA
Messenger RNA from Wickerhamiella sorbophila, 714 nucleotides. RefSeq names its product Receptor expression-enhancing protein 4. The record is from RefSeq and is a predicted model, not a curated record. The transcript has a single exon. Lineage: Eukaryota; Fungi; Ascomycota; Dipodascomycetes; Dipodascales; Trichomonascaceae. The coding region runs from base 1 to 714 and encodes 237 amino acids.